Protobothrops mucrosquamatus (brown spotted pit viper) is the source of this 2126-nucleotide messenger RNA. RefSeq names its product zinc finger and BTB domain containing 25 (gene ZBTB25). The record is from RefSeq and is a predicted model, not a curated record. Bases 43 to 1356 code for a protein of 437 amino acids. Lineage: Eukaryota; Metazoa; Chordata; Lepidosauria; Squamata; Viperidae. Gene Ontology annotation, molecular function: protein binding; DNA-binding transcription factor activity, RNA polymerase II-specific; RNA polymerase II cis-regulatory region sequence-specific DNA binding. The transcript is spliced from 3 exons. Gene Ontology annotation, biological process: regulation of transcription by RNA polymerase II. Gene Ontology annotation, cellular component: nucleus.
CGCCUACCGCUUUCCUGUGCCAAGGGCGGAUCGGGAAGCACAAUGGAUACAGCAAGCCACAGCCUGAUCCUCCUGCAACAACUCAACAUGCAGCGAGAAUUUGGCUUUCUUUGUGACUGCACAGUUGCAAUUGGAGAUGUCUACUUUAAAGCUCAUCGAGCUGUCCUGGCUGCUUUUUCCAACUAUUUUAAGAUGAUAUUCAUUCAUCAGACAAGUGAAUGCAUAAAGAUUCAGCCCACUGAUAUCCAACCUGACAUAUUCAGCUACUUGCUUCAUAUAAUGUACACUGGCAAAGGACCUAAACAGAUGGUCAAUCAUACGCGGCUAGAGGAAGGCAUCCGUUUCCUACAUGCUGACUAUCUUUCCCGUAUGGCAAUUGAAAUGAACCAGUUGCUUUCUCCGGAGGUUGUGCAGUCUUCAAACCUUUAUGGGAUUCAGAUCUCAACCACACAUAAGGCUGUGAAGGAGAAUCUCCAAGCAAAGGAAAACUUAACCAAUAUUGGUAGUAGAGCCACUAGUCAGGGAGAUCAUCCUCAGCUCCAGCUAUCUCUGGCAAUUGGGCUGGAUGAUGGGUCUUUGGACCAGCAGGUUUCCCAUCCUUCUACUAAGUCAGCUGUGAAACCACCAGAGGAGGCUGCAAAUCCACCUGUGACUAUAAAAGAGGAGAAGACUGACCCAGAGCCAGUUGUGUCUCAGAGUCACACAUCAUCCUCCCCAAAUCUCAGGGGUCCAUCUAUUUCCAAAGAAAACCUCAAAGUUCAUUUAUGCCAGUACUGUGGGGAGCAUUUUGAAUCCCGGAACAAUUUGUGUGAACACCUGUUUACUCAUGUGUCAGGAUCAUUGCCCUUUAGGGUUCCAACCUCCAUCCUGGAAAGCAAUAACCUUAGCCAGCUGCAGCCUCUCAGUGAAAACUGUGAAGCUACUGAAAGUCACCGACUCAGUUCCUUCCUUCAGAAAGAGAAUGAGCACUAUUCAGAAUAUCCCAGCCACCCCAACCUAGAGGCACUGCCAAUUGGCCAGCUCUCACUGGUGUCCAAGGACACAGAACCUGUGGAAUUAAACUGCAACUUUUCCUUUUCACGGAAAAGAAAGAUCAGCUGCACUGUUUGUGGUCACAAAUUUCUCCGAAAAAACCAGCUUCUUGAACACAUGUAUACGCACAAAGGCAAACACUUCAAAUUUGGCCGAUACCAGCGGGUUGGCAAUACGGCAGCCAUCAAGUUUCAGCCAUAUGGUGACAAUUGGAUCCCAAGUAUGGUGAAAAGUGGCACUCUCUCACAAGGUCACGUGGAUUCACAAAAUGCAUUGGAUCCUGACCUCUCUCAAGAGAGCAUUGAUACCAUACUUGUGGAAUAGUUCUUUCUUUUUCUGUUCUCUUUGACCUGCAGGUUUGUAGCCUGUGCAUUCGUGCAUUUAGUCCUAUUGUAUGAAUACUUCUCGAAGAGUUUUUUGUUCUUCUGAAAUACAACAUGGCAGACGCCCUUUUGUACAGUAUGUUACCUUCCUAGUUGGAGGGUCAGCUGUUUUCCAGAAUAUCCCAAUGUAUGGCAUGAGGAAUGCAUGUGGAAAAAGCACAUGAUACAGCUAGAUCUUUGUACAUAUUUUUGUACAUAAAAUUUAUAAAAUAUUUUGUACAUAAAAUAUUGCCGGGAAAUACAAUCAAAGCCAUUGAAAGAAUGGAAGGAGGCACAGAUUCCCAUGUAGGAACUUUUAGUUUCAGACUGGUUGCAGGAACUUAAAAGACCAUGGAAUGCUAUUCUCUGUCAACAAAAAAAAAACACUCGGGUUGUGGUACAUGCUUUGCUCAGUUCACUGUUUUUGAAGAUGGGAUAGUCCCGGAUAUUUUAAUAAUAUCCAUAUAAUGCUGGCAUGUCACCUCUAGAGCUUUCCAUGAUGCAUCAGGUUGGGAGGACAACAAAGGGAAGUUGCAGUACUCAUAAAAGAAAAUUUAUUGUAAAUCAUAUUUAAUUUCAAUUAAAUUUGUUUUAAAUUAACAUCCUGUUUAAUGUUCUUCAGUUUAAAGAAAGGUCAUAGUGUGUCAUUGAUCAGUUAGCGUUACUAGUCAUGACGAAAUUAGAUUAAAUAAUUCAAGUACUGUAAAAUAAAAGUUCUGUUCAGUUGCACUA